Molecule: messenger RNA, 1808 nt
Organism: Cynoglossus semilaevis (tongue sole)
Lineage: Eukaryota; Metazoa; Chordata; Actinopteri; Pleuronectiformes; Cynoglossidae
Product: mixed lineage kinase domain like pseudokinase
Exons: 11
Coding region: 143-1543 (466 amino acids)
Biological process (GO): necroptotic signaling pathway; protein phosphorylation; cell surface receptor signaling pathway
Molecular function (GO): protein kinase activity; ATP binding
Source: RefSeq, a predicted model, not a curated record
GGCAGUCAUCACAGAGGAACAGGAAGUCAAAAGAAGCACGACGUCAAGAAGGUAGGGUUUCAUUUUUAUCCUGCUUUCAAAGGUACUGCACACAUUAUAAGGCUGCGAGGGAACUUCUACUGACGUCCACCUCAAGACGGCCAUGGAUUGUAUAGAGCCCAUCCUGUCUAUUGCCUCACAAAUCUACACUCUUGUUGAGAAUGUGAAAGCCAACAAAAACCGCUGCCGACGUGUGUGUAGUCGUGUCCAAGCUCUUGAGGAGCUGGUGAAUUCCAUCAGAGAGAGGAAGACGAUCCAAACAGAUGUAGAAAAAGCCCUUAAAGAACUGUGUGUCACGCUAAGAUCAGCAGAGCAACUCAUCAAGAAGUACACGCUAUCAAAGUGGGUGGAGCGCAUCUUGAAAUCCGGCAGCCACGGUGAAGAGUUCAACAGCGUGAACGAGCGUCUCAACGAUGCUUUCCAGGUUUUGUCUGGCGCUCUGCAGGUGGAGCAGGGGAAUUUGCUGUUCAAGGUAUUUGAACAGGCCUCCAAUAUAGAUGAGGUGGACGGGAAAAAGGAUAACGCCGAGCUGGAGAAAUGUGAGCAACUUCUUGAAGCCAUGCAGAAAGAAUUUGAGAGUGUCAAAUAUAAUGUGGAAAAGCUUGUGGAGAUUUUGAACAAGCCCCGCGUCAUUGAUGAAGACAUCCGAAUGAUCAAACCUGACGAACUGAAGUACGAACAUCCCAAGAGAGCCUUCAUGAAAACGUCCACCUCGGAGGUCUACAGAGGAGAGUACCGUGGCUUCACGGUGGCCAUCAAAAGAUAUAUAGACCCUCUAAGCACAAGCCCAAGGGAGAUCCGGUAUAUUUUCGAUAAGGAGGUUGAAACCAUGAGACGUUUCGAGUCACCCAACAUCCUCCGAAUGUUUGGCAUCUGUGUCCAGAACGAGGACGGACCCAAUCCCCAGUUCCUCAUCAUCAUGGAGUAUUGUGAGAAGGGAAACCUCCGAGAGGUUCUGGACUCGGACGCUAAACUCUCCUGGACUAGAAAAGCACGCAUGUGUCUGGAUGCAGCACAAGGACUCUACAGACUUCACCAGACUGAGGUGAAGAGUAAAGUUCAUGGAUGCAUCACCAGCUCUAAGUUCUUGGUCGCCGAAGGUUACAGAGUUAAGCUCGGAGGGUUCGAAUUGACUAAAACUGAAACGUCACUGAACGCAACUAAGGAGAAAGACAGAGAGAUCAGGUCCUUGGGUUACUCAUCUCCUCAGAUGCUCAAUGACAUCAACCAUGUCUACAGCAAGGAAUGUGAGAUGUACAGUUUUGGUAUCGUCCUGUGGGAAAUUUCAACACGCAAGAAACCUUUUGAAGGAUUUUCCAAUAGGGAAAUAUAUCAGAAAGUGUGCAAAGAGAAAUUUAAGGAAAUGCUUCCUGAGGACUGUCCUGAGUCACUGGGAGAUCUGAUCAACGCCUGCCGGGCCUAUGACAACUUCCAAAGACCGUCUGCAGGAGUACUGCUGGACAAACUGAGGAGUGUGGUUACACAGUUGGAGGAGCAACAAUAAUAACACUCCACACUGCAGAUGUCAGUCUGUUUCCAGACUAACAGUCUGAAAGUGUGUGACUUUUGACAAAUGACGUAUACUGCAUGUUCAUUAAAAGUUGAUCGAGAUCCAUGCUGUGGUUUGUAUCAGUCAUAUAAAAAUAUCACAGGUGAUUCAGGAAAAAACUGGAUAUGUCUGUAAUGCUCUGAUUCUUAGUAUUAUUCAUUCUUUCAUUCCAUCCUUCUUCAUAAAACAUUUAAAAACUCGUAACAAGUCACAGAUUAAA